AUGCAGUUGUACUUGCUACUGGGUUUGGUCGCUGUUGUUACUGGUGGAGCGUCAGGGCUGGGGAAAGCCACUGUACAGCGCCUUAUAGAAAACGGAGCGAAAGUCGCAGUGAUAGAUUUGCCAAAUUCAACAGGAGGAGCUUUCUGCGAUGAGCUUGGAAAGGAUUGUCUCUUUACUCCCGCUGAUGUUACUUCCGUGGAUGAGGUCAAAAAAGCUAUGGAAACUGUUAAAACGAAGUUUGGUCGUCUUGAUGCAACCGUGAAUUGUGCUGGAGUGGCUUAUGCCUUCAAAAUAUAUUCUGUUGCUAAAAGACGCAUGUGCGACCUCGAUAAAGUGAAGCGAACUCUUGAUGUUAAUAUAUUUGGCAAUAUCAAUGUGGUCGCACAUUCUCUGGAAGUUAUGGCGGAAAAUAAGAAAGAUGACUCGGGAUUUCGUGGUGUUAUAAUUAAUACUUCUUCGAUAGCUGCUUAUGAUGGACAAGUAGGACAGGUAGCAUACGCUGCUUCUAAAGGGGCAAUUGCCAGCAUGACCUUGCCUUUAGCGCGAGACUUUUCUGAUGAUGGAAUAAGAGUAAUAACAAUAGCUCCUGGAUUGUUCGAUACGCCGUUAUUGGCAUCGCUUCCAGAGAAGGCUCGAAAAUUUCUUUGUGACUUAGUGCCAUGUCCUUCAAGGCUAGGACGACCGGAGGAGUUUGCUGCACUGGUACAGCACUUGAUUGAAAAUCCUUAUAUGAAUGGAGAAGUAGUGCGUAUUGAUGGAGCACUUCGUAUGCCACCGUAG
This is a messenger RNA of Enterobius vermicularis (human pinworm), 780 nucleotides long. The record is from the annotation of a GenBank genome assembly. NCBI's taxonomy places the organism in Eukaryota, Metazoa, Nematoda, Chromadorea, Rhabditida, Oxyuridae.